CUCUUCCCCCGUUCUCUUUCAGGUCCGGUCAGUUCAGACGUGAUGCCAAAUGGAAACGGACUGGCGGAGGACUUUAAUGCUGCGGGGGACACUCCUAUAAUGGGCCCCUGCCUCCGACCGCCCCCACCCCCCAGAGCACAGCUCCCCCGUCAACUCCCAGACCCAAGAGCCCCUCCCCAGGUUUGGCAGAUUUUCCACCCAUGAUGCUUAGAGAAGUCUGAGGGGGAUAGUGCUGAGUUCACGGUUCACACGGGUGAUUCAUUGCCGUCGCUCAGACUCAGUAUGCCUAUGCAGGAGACAGAAUUGUCCAACGAGAGGCCUUCAUUAGAGAUGGAGAACGAGGAGAAGAUCCGCCUGGAUGCUCGCCGGCGUCUGGAGGAUCAACUCAAACAGUACAGAGUGCAGAGACAUAAGGAGAGGUCUCACCGCACCGCCACCAAGAGCAGGCUGUUCAGCACCCUGGAUCCAGAGCUCAUGCUGCACCCUGAGGAUCUGCCCAGGGCCAACACUUCCUCCAUGACCACAGAGUAUUCCUUCAUGAGGACCACUGUACCCCGCGGGCCCAAACUGGGAAGCUUGGGAAUUCCCCCUGGCAGGGAGAAAAAGUCCAGAUCACCCCGAGUGAACAAGAUCCACUCCCUCGCCGACUACAAGUCUCCUGAGAAGGAUGGAGCAGGUGACGGUGGAGGUGGAGGAGGAAGUGGAGGAAGAACAGCAGACGGCACCAUGACCUCCCUGCAGUCCACCAUGAGCUCAGUGUCCACUCUCUCUGAGGUCACCGUGAUGUCAGAGGGCAGCGCCUGUGACACGGAGCCACAGCCCGGCGCCUCGCUCCAAAUUGGGGACAAUGUGUCUGAAAUUGACGGCAGUGAAUCGGGAAUAAGGCCGGGGAACGAUGGCAACGACAGCGACAGCUCGUCUUACAGCAGCGUGUCGACCAGAGGGCAGUUCAGGACGCUCUCUGCCGCAGUGGAGAGGCAGCGGGGGGGCUACACGGUGCAGGGGAGGGAGAUCGCUGCUGAAGCCAUGGGUCAGUUCCCCUCGCUGCAGGAGGUGCUGCAGGCGGCCAGCGACGAGCAGCACCUCCUGGAGCUGGAGCAGCAGCAGGGAGACGGAGCGGAGCCGCGCAGCCGCAGGGACAGCUUCUCCAGCAGUGUUUCUCUGGAGAGCUCAGUGAUGGGCCAUGAUGAGAUGCUGCAGGUGUUGAAGGAGAAGAUGAGGCUGGAGGGUCAGCUGGAGUCUUUGUCAUCUGAGGCCAAUCAGGCUCUCAAGGAGAAGACGGAGCUUCAGGCUCAGCUGGCUACGGUGAACGCUCAGCUGCAGGCGAAGAAGGCGGAGUCUCAGCUCAGCCAGGAGAAGCAGAGCACCCUGACUGCCGAGGUCCGCACGCUGAGGCAGAACUCAAGCCAGCUGGAGAGGGCCAUGGUGGAGCUCCAGGGAAGUCUGGAGGGCAAGAACGCCAGCCUGACGUCUCUCAGCAACGACCUGAAGGUGGCUGAAGACCAAUACAACCGGCUGAUGGGGAAGGUGGAGGAGAUGCAAAACACUGUGACCUCAAGAGACAACACAGUCCAUGAGUUGCGUCAGCAGAUGGGGGGUCUCCAGAGCCAGCUCCAGCAGGUGCAGCUGGAGCGCAGCACCAUGCAGAGCCGCAUGAAGACCUCCCAGGCAGAGAUAGACUCCCUCCAGCAGCUCAGACAGUGGUACCAGCAGCAGCUCGCCAUGGCCCAGGAGGCGAGAGUACGGCUGCAGAGCGAAAUGGCCAACAUGCAGGCCGGACAGAUGACUCAGAUUGGUGUGCUGGAACAUCUGAAGCUGGAGAAUGUGACUCUGUCCCACCAGCUCACUGAGACCCAACACCGCUCUAUUAAGGAUAAAGAGCGUAUUGCUGUUCAGCUGCAGAGCAUUGAGUCCGACAUGAUGAGCCAGGAAUCUGCUUAUAAGCAAAUCCAGGAUGCAAAGAACAUGGUGGAAGAUGAUUUGCAGCACAAACUGGAGGAGUUUGAGGAUGAGCGAGACCACUUAACUAAACUGGCCAACACCGCCAGCAGCCUGGAGAGGGAGCUGGAGCAGGCGAAGUUGAUCCUUUCCCAGAAGGACGUGCAGCUGCAUUCGCUCCAGAAAGAACAUCUGGAUCUGAUGCGCCAGCUGACCUGCACUCAGGAAGACCUGCAGACCAAAGAGCAGUCCAUCAACCAGCUGGAGGCUCGCUUCCUGGAGCUUGAGGCCCAGCUGGCCGAGCUGCAGACGGACGGCAGCGCCAAGGACGACAACAUCCAGUUCCUCCAGAACGAGAAGAUCGUCCUGGAGGUGGCGCUGCAGGCCGCCCGGGCCGAAAAGAGCCAACUGGACGAGGGGGCUGAGCGUCUGGGAGAGGAUGUUCUGGUGGCUUCAGACGUCUUGGAUCAACUCAGACAGGAAGUCCAGGUCAAAACCAGUCAGAUUGAAACUCUCCAACAACAAAAUGGUUCCCUGAAGAAACAAGCUCAGAAACUGAAGGAGCAGUGUCAACAACAGAAGGUGAUGGUGGAAGCCUACCGUCGGGACGCCAGCUCCAAAGAACAGUUGAUCAGCGAGCUGAAGUCGACCAAAAAGCGUCUGCUGUCGGAGGUGAAGGAGCUGAAGCAGGAGCUGCUGGGCGUUCAGGGAGAGAAGCAGCAGGCGGAGCUGGAGCAGGCGCGGCUGCAGAAGGAGGUGCUGAGGGUGGAGGAGCAGAUGAACAACAUGGACGCCCAUCUGACCGCCAUUCAGCAGGAGAGGGAUCAGCUGGAGACCCAGAUGCAGUCUCUGCAGUUUGACCGGAGCCAGCUAGCAGCCGUGACGGAGGAGAGUGAAGGGCUGCGGAAACAGGUGGAGCAGUUGGAGGGAGAAGCCAAAAAGGCCAUCUCGGAGCAGAAGGUGCGUGUGAAGCGUCUGGGGACGGAUCUGACCAGCGCUCAGAAGGAGAUGAAGGCCAAACACAAAGCGUACGAGAACGCUGUGAGCAUCCUGAGCCGCCGGCUGCAGGAGGCUCUGAUGGAGAAGGAGACCACCGAGGCAGAGCUGCUCAAACUCAAGGCCCAGGUGUCGGAGGGGGGGGACAGCCAGGCCUUCCAGGAGAAAAUCAAGGCUCUGCAGGCUGAGCUGAGGUCUGUGUCGCACAGCAAGACGAUGCUGGAGAAGGAGCUGCAGGAAGUGAUCAACCUCACCUCCACCGAGCUGGAGGAGUACCAGGAGAAGGUGAUGGAGCUCGAGGACGAGCUUCAAGAGGCCCGCUGCUUCAAGAAGAGGAUUCGGAAGUUGGAAGAUGCCAACAAGAAGCUGGCACUCGAGCUGGAGCAUGAGAAAGGGAAACUGGCGGGAUUGGCUCAGUCUCACAACACACUGCGGGAGCACUCCAACAUUUUGGAGUCUGCCUUAGCUAAGAGAGAGGCCGAUCUGGUCCAGCUCAACUUACAGGUUCAAGCUGUUCUGAAGCGUAAAGAGGAGGAGGACCAGCAGACGAAGCAGGUCGUACAAACUCUACAGCUCGCCUUGGAAAAAGAGAAGACCAAAGUCAAAGACCUGAAGGAACAGGUGGCAGCAGCAAAGGCGGAGGCGGCUCACAACAGACGGCACUACAGGGCGGCCGUGUUGGAGCUGUCAGAGAUCAAGAAGGACCUGCAGGCCAAAGAGGACCUGGUGAAAGCUCUGCAGAGGGAAUCCCACAAACUACAGUCUCAGGAUGAGCAGCAUUCUCAGGAGGUCUCCAGGUUCCAGGAGGAGCUUUCUGAAGCCCACUCCCAGCUGCAGAUCCUGCAGAAACAGCUGGACGAGGAGCUGUCCAAGCAGCCGCUCACCAACCAAGAG
This is a messenger RNA of Gymnodraco acuticeps, 3828 nucleotides long. RefSeq names its product golgin subfamily A member 3-like. The record is from RefSeq and is a predicted model, not a curated record. NCBI's taxonomy places the organism in Eukaryota, Metazoa, Chordata, Actinopteri, Perciformes, Bathydraconidae.